Molecule: messenger RNA, 2792 nt
Organism: Didymodactylos carnosus
Lineage: Eukaryota; Metazoa; Rotifera; Eurotatoria; Philodinida; Philodinidae
Source: the annotation of a GenBank genome assembly
UGCAUAAAAAGGAUUCAUUUCUGUCUAUUCUCAUCAGUAAUCGUGAGAAAAUUUUCUAUAUUUAAUGGAUAAACUAAAUUCUAUUCUCUUGUUAGUUUUUGUGUAUCUGCAGCGCAUCUACUAACUGUUCUUUAAAUUUAGAUGAUAAUUUGAUUCCAUUAAAAAAAACAUUUUGUGGUGCUCAUUCAUUGUCUGAAAUUGAUUUAGUUAGUUCUAAUAUUCAAUUAUUAGAUAUAUGUAAUUUUGAUCAAUUACCAUCGUUAAAACGUCUUUCUCUCAUGGAUAAUCCACUUUAUUGUAGUUGUUCAUUAUUCUAUUUAAAAUAUGGUGAUAUUUAUCGUUUAUUAUUAAAUGAGGAUUAUGAUGAUGAUGAUCAAAUUGAUACAGAUUUAGGACAAUGGUUAAAACCUGAACUUAGACGUCACAUUGAUAUGGCGUAUAUACGAGGAAAUUUAAAGCGUCCACCUAUCGAAUUUUCCCUGUUUUCACGAUGUUCACAGCCAAAUGAAUGGAAAGAUUUAGAACUCAUAAAUAUUACUCGUGUAUCAAAAAUUUGCCGUCAAGAGUGGCAAACAAUUCAAAAUAGUUGUCAAAAAUAUUGUGAUCAACGUGAUAGAACACCUAUAAUAUCGAAUAAACUGACGACUAUAAAUCCAGUAAUAAUAAAUCGUUCAUCAUCAUUUGUAGUUCGAUUUCAUAUAUUAGUCGAAGCGGUGAAGACUAAUCUUAGAACCGAUCCCAUGUCAACCGACGCAUCAAUGGAUCGGCAAAACUAUGAAACUGCUGACGAAACUACUGAUGUUAAGAAAGAAAAUGGUGAUCAGUCCGAACGACAAGAACCCAAACUAGCCACAGUUAAAAUGUUUUUUCAACCAAGCGGUCAAAUUGUACCGGUUGCCUUUUCUCUUUUGUCACCAAUUGAAGAACUACUAUAUCAUUUUGCCAAAGAAUUAAGAAUGAAUGCUGAUAUAUUAGAAAUUAGUCACAAAGGUGUUCCAUUAAAGCCAAAUUUAAAUUUAUCCGAAAUCGAUGUUGAACCGAACACAACAGUGAAUUUAGAAUUAAGAUCAAAAGAUCCGAAUGAACCACUAAGGCAAUAUAAACCUCGCCAAGAUUAUUCAAUGCCCGAUGUUAUUACAGUUCGAUUAGAAGAAGGACCAAGUAUCAGUCGUGAUGUUGUGGUUGAAAUUGAACGCAAUCAUAUACGCAAACCUUAUCUAGGUGGGAUGAGACAUCGUUUAUCUGGCAAAGAAUUUCAUCACGCAUCAGCUCAAACAUUACCACCACAACGGCCUGAUAAAGGUAUCAUACGUGUUUGUCGCGAUACACAAACGAUAAAAUCAAAACAUCGACCAGUUCAAACAUUAAACGAUAUGUCAACGCAGAUGACAAAACCGGGUGUUUAUAUAUCAGAAGAUAAUGAUCGCUGUUUAACACCAAAAAGAUAUCAAACGGCUGAUGAAAAACUUACAAUUUUAACAGAAAAAGUACUAGUUAACACAAAAAAAUUGUCUAAACAAUAUAAAAUGUCUCUUGCUUAUUUCAAGGCUAUUAUAAUACAGAAAUAUUAUCGUAGAUGGUUGGCAAAACGCGAUGUGAAUACACUUCGUGAAGGUCCAGUAUUUUUACAAUAUUUUUUAUAUGUCAAAUAUGUACAAUUCUGUAUUUUUCUAGCAUUUCAUACACGUGUGCAAUAUGAAUUGGAUCAAAAACAAAAACAACACGAUGAACGGCAAGACCGAUUUCAGAAUGAUCUUCAGAGACGACUUCAUCCUCGUACAAAAGAUGAUUUUGAUGUUGUCUAUUCUGCUCUUGAAAAAUGGCGUGAAGAAGAAAUUGCAAAAAUAAAUGCCACGAAACAAGGAGCCGCUAGAAAAGCAGCACUAGCAAUUACACCUUAUUCUAUUCGUGCUCGUGAAUUAAUGCAAAUCUAUAAUACAAUAACCAUGAAAUUCUUAACAUUAGACGAACGUUUGGAUAUACUUUUAACAUUAAAACAUACCGUAAAAGAACACGAAUGUCGUCUAACACAAGAAAUAAUUCAAUUGAUCGAUCGAGAAGCUGAUUUAUUAAUGCGCGGUGUUAAAGAAGAAAAUUUAUCUGGUCUAAGAAAACGAAUAUCAACGUUAUUUUUACAAUAUAUAAAAACGCCAACGUUCAAUCCUGGUGUAGUUCGACACUUAAAGGUACCGCAAGAUCCAAUUGUAGUUGAACAAAAAACACAUUAUUGUCGAAGUUGUCAACAGUAUUAUCCGUCAACAGAAUUCACUGUUAGUACUACAAAUGUUAAAAUAGGAAAAUGUCGACAUUGUUUGAGAUUAGAAAAUAUUGCAAACAAACGUUCCGAUCAUACAAAAUACAAAUUUUUGCUUAAAAAAGUUGAAAAAGAGGAAUAUACCUACAAUGAUGGAGCACAAUGUGUCUUUCACUUAACUGUCAGUGAUAUUGAAUAUUUAUAUAAAAGUAUCUGGGAUGGUCAUUCAGCUUUAAGUGAAGAAGGGGAUGUGUACAAUUUAACCUUUGUACGCUGGAAUAAAAGAACUGAGUUCACUCCGUGGAAUUGUAUUUUGUUGACGUUAAAUGAAGCAAUAGCUCACUUAAAAAUUGACGAUCUUGAUGGGAGUUAUAGUGAACCAUUUUGUAAAAAAAUUCGUUAUAAACAUGCCAUUGCCAGAGCACAUUUUUCAAAAUUAGUUGAAUAUAUGAAAAAUAAUCGUCCAGCGUCUGAUGUUGGUAUCACUGGAAUUAAAGUUUUAAAUACCGAUCGUCUUGUAGCCAAUGCUAAUGCUUAA